GAAUUCAAUUCGGAUGGGCGCUGCAGCUCUCUCUGCUCACGCCAUAUGUACAGACCCUUGGGAUUCCACACGUGUGGGCGUCGUUUGUGUGGCUCUGCGGUCCCAUCUCUGGCCUUCUGGUGCAACCCCUGGUGGGCGUGUGGAGUGACUCGUGCCGCUCGCCCUGGGGCAGGAGACGCCCUUUCAUCUUCACUGGAGCACUGCUAGUCAUGGCUGCUGUGUUGAUAAUUGGCUUCAGUGCGGACCUAGGGUACCUUCUAGGGGACGAUCUCCAUCCUCAAGGCGGCACUCGCCCCAUGGCGUGCGCUCUCUUUGUCUUUGGCUUCUGGUGUUUGGACCUCAGUAACAACACUGUGCAGGCCCCUGCGAGGGCUCUUGUCGCCGAUUUAACAGCGCCCAGCAGUCAGCUGGAUGCAGCCAACGCGUGGUAUUCCUUCUGGAUGGCUGUGGGCAGCGUGAUGGGCUACUCCACAGGCGCCAUAGGUCAAUGGUACAUAUGGUUCCCUGUCCUCACCAGCGAUGCGUGUGGGGAGCCCUGUGCCAACCUCAAGGCCGCCUUCCUGCUAGCCAUUGUGGUUCUAUCCGUGUGCACCACCAUCACCAUGCGAUCAGCAAAAGAGCAGCCCCUCACGCCCAUCCCCUCCCCCGCCACCUCGCCCACCCUCUCGCUCACCUCCAUACACCACUCAGCUCUCCCGUCCGAUAUCGGCGAAUCAGAACCUGCUACUGGGGUUCGUGGGGGCAGUGGGGGUAGUGGGGGCAGCAAGAGGGUUGGCAAUGGGGUAGGGCUGGUGGGCUCUGGCUAUAAGAGCAGUGCUGGUGCUUCUUCUAGUGCCAUCGCUGGUGCUGCUGGUGCUGCUGUUGGUUCUAGCACCCAGGGAGCAUCAGGUGAGAGUGGGGAGGCGGCUAUUGUGAGAGGGACUGAAGCAGAUCACUUCACCACCGUUGAUCUGAACUCGUUCCCUAAUUCCCCUGCUUCUCUUGACCCUGCUGAUCUAGCCCCCCUCCCUGCUGCCAUUGCUGCUGAUGCUACUGGUCGAACCACCGCCGCUGCCACCGGCACAGCGGAUGUCCUCGAUAGUAUUCGCUCUGAUAACAGCAAUGUGAUUAGACCUUCCGCAGAAGAACCUGUUAUAGAAGAGUUCAUUGGGAGUAUAUCACUUAAUCGGAGCAGCAACAGGGGUCUUAACAGGAGCGGUAACAGGAGUCUGAGUUGGAACAGAGGUGGUGGUGGUGGUGGUGGGGAGGGGAGGGAUGGGGAUGAAGGGGUUGAGGAUCAAGAUGCGUUAUUGAAGGAUGUGGAAGGGCAGAGAGAAGGGGGAGAAGGGGUGUGUGGUGGGAGUGAGAAGGGCGGUGGGAUGGGGAGGGAGAGGAGUGGGCGGAACGGGGGGAGGGAUGGGCGGUGGGGGGGUGUUGGUGGGGGUGAGAAGAGGAGAGGCACGGAGGGGAAUGGUGCGAUCGGCGAUGGUGAUGGUGGCGGUGCAACUGCUGCUGCUGCUGCUGCUGCUGCUGGUGGUGGUGGUGGUGGUGGUGGCAGUGAUAAUGGCAAUGGUGGUGGCAGCAGUGGUGGUGUGGCGUCAGUGGUAGUGGAUCUGCUGGUUGGCAUUCGACUCAUGCCUAAGUCCAUGCGCCUGGUGCUGUCUGUCAUGGCUCUCACAUGGUACCCACCCACCCCCCUCCUCUUCUUCCAUCUGUUCCCCUCCUCGUCCCGCCUGAACCCCCUUCCAUCCCACACAAUUGGUGUGUCCCAUGGUUCUGGUGCUUACUACGUGACUUUGAGUUAUGCUGCAAAGGUGGUGCAAGCAGUCACAGCAUUCUCUCUCGACCCCAUCUGCAUCCGCUUUGGUCCAGCGCUGGUGUGGGCAGCAGGCAACCUCCUGCUCGCCACCUCCCUCUUCUCCACCUGGCUGGUCACAGCCGCAGCAGACAACGCCGCCGCCGCCGCCGCUGCAGCUGCUGCCGCUGAUCUCAUCAAUCUCCUCGGUCUCUGUUUCUCAUGCUCUCCCCUCUCCAUCUUCCACUUCUUGCUUUCCAUCCCUGUCUCCGUUCCCCCCCCGUCUCCCCCUCCCUCCCAGGUGGUGCAAGCAGUCACAGCAUUCUCUCUCAACCCCAUCUGCAUCCGCUUUGGUCCAGCGCUGGUGUGGGCAGCAGGCAACCUCCUGCUCGCCACCUCCCUCUUCUCCACCUGGCUGGUCACAGCCGCAGCAGACAACGCCGCCGCCGCCGCCGCUGCAGCCGCCGCCGCUGCAGCCGCUGCUGCUAGUGCUGCAGAAGCAGCCGCAGCCGCAGCAGCAGCAGCAGCUGCAGCGGCGGCGGCAGCAGGAGGAAAUAUGACAGGAGCGCCAGUACCAGCGCCAGGAGUGGGAGGAGCAGGAGGGAGUAUGAUGGUGGGAGAUGGUGUGGGAUGGCAAGAGCCGUCCACGGCUCUUCGAGCAGCAGCGCUGUCUGUCUUCGCUCUUGCUGGAGCCUCCUUUGCCAUCACAGGAGUGGUGCCAUACUCAAUCACAGCCGAUCAGACAGCAGGCAGCGGGGCAGGGCAAGGGCUUUCUAUGGGCAUCCUCAAUCUUGCCAUCGUGUGCCCUCAGAUCCUAGUCUCCCUCGGAGCAGGCCCCUGGGACGCUCUCUUUGGCGACGGCAAUGUGCCUGCAUUCGUGCUCGGAGCCCUCUUUGCCGUGUCUGCCGCUGUGCUCUCAGCAGCCCGCCUCUCCAAGCUCCCUCGCUCCACCUCCUCGACUGGACUCAGACGAGAGCUGCCCAUGCACUGA
Molecule: messenger RNA, 2765 nt
Organism: Closterium sp. Naga37s-1
Lineage: Eukaryota; Viridiplantae; Streptophyta; Zygnematophyceae; Desmidiales; Closteriaceae
Source: the annotation of a GenBank genome assembly